AUGGAGUUUGUGCUUUGUUAUCUGAAUCAGAUUGUGAGAAGAGAUUAUUCGUGUUUGCCGAUAAUGUAUUUAUAGUCUCCGAUUUUGUUUUUGUUUUGGUUCAAGGUUGAGAAUUUCUCAUCAAUCACGAUGAGUCCUGGUCAGUUGCCUUCAGAUUCGAUCAAAGUAGUUCCUGGCAGGAGUAAGCUGAGAGUUGAAUCUUCAAAUCCAGUUGCCAGAGGGAAUCCAACACCUAGAGCUUCAAAGGUGAAGCUGCUUUCGCCGGAGGAAGCUAUGAAACUUACAUCUGGAGGCAAUGGAGUGGCGGUUUCUCCAGUUAAGCCUGCUCGUGCAACUUCUCAAGUACCAAAACGUGUCCCGCCGAGUCGAACUCCUGAAGCACCAAGAUCUGUCCCGGCUUGUCCAAUUCCUGAAAUACCAAGACCUGUCCCAGCUCGUCCAACCCCUGAAACACCAAGACCUGUCACAGCUCGUCCAACCCCUGAAAUACCAAGACCUGUCCCAGCUCGUCCAAUUUCUGAAGUACAAACACUUGUCCCGACUCGUCCUACUUCUACAGCACCCAGCCCUGUCUCGGCUCAUCCAACUUCUGUAGUACCAAGCCCUGUCUCGGUUCAUCCAACUUCUGUAGCACCAAGCCCUGUCUCGGCUUGUCUAACUUCUGAAGCAUCAAAACCUGUGUUGGCUAAUCCUGCAGCAGGUAUUAGAAGAGAACUCGUUUGCAGUCUUCGAGCUUUGAGUAUGACUACUACACCAGUGAGACAGAGAACCACUCCAAGUCUCCUUAAAUCUAAGAAAGUUGAGCCUCCAAGUCCACGUGCGUUGCAAAUUCGUUCAAGAGUUAAGCAACAAGCAGCAAAUGCAACAAAAAUUCAACAAGGGGCGAUAGUGGAAGUUGGGGAUAAAGCUAAAGAUCAUGGUUCCAACGAGAUACGUCGAUCAGUCUCUGAGGAAGAAUUAUCGGAAUUACUUCAAUAUCUACCAGCUCAGAAUCCUACUUGGAACGGACGCAUUAUGGAUUCUGCCUCGCCGCCUGAGUUUGACUGCGAGUUUUGGUCUAAACCGGCAUCCAAUAUCAGGAGGAAGGCCCUCAGACGUUCAAAGGCAAUGCCUGCGUUACUCAAGGUCGAACUGCUUCCUACAUGCCACAUUCUAAAUGAUGUGUCUGGCAGAAGCCCAACUCUAUUGAAUGUCGAAAUGUACCUUUUCCCAGAUGAGAAGAAAACAGAAAGGUUUACAGGGGAACAUGCUACUCUGUUCAAGGCAAUGGUAACUCGCAAAGUCAUGGCCAAAGCUAAUAUAAACGGCACUGAAUUGUUAAUAUUCUCCUCAAAACUAUUGGACAAGACCUCCCAAUUUCUCAUCAAUACGCAGAAGAAAACAGAAAACUUCCUUUGGGGUUUUUUUCUCCAGACCAAGAACUCACUAGGACUUGUUCCAGAAACUGCUUCUCAAAUUGAUAAUGAUUUUGAUGAUGGGGGUGUUGUUGACAUGGACUUAGACAAUGAAUGCCUGACCCCGCGUGUGGCUCUGAAGCUUAUUACAGAAUCACAAAAAACUCCCUCAAGAUCACCGGAGAAGGUGAAGGGAGAAGCAAGUGUACCUCCUGGUUUCGAGAAGAUAUGGACACCACCCUUGGUGAAACUUAAUAUACAAGGAACAUCAAACCCUCUGUCUGAUCUAACCAGAUCGGCUGGAAUAGUGCGUGACCAAUCAGGGAAGUGGGUGUUUGGGUACAUCAGGUGCCAUAAGAGCAUCCCUGAAGUCGUAGCUGGGCUUUUGGCUAUAUACCAAGGCCUCAAAUAUCUCUGGGACAGCGGUUUCCGAAGAAUCCACUUGGAGACAACAAGCUUUGAGAUCAUCAAUGCUCUAACAACAAAAUCGUCCCUGUUUUGUAAAAGUAAAACGCUUCUAGGAGCGUGCAAGGACAUGAUAUUGAAGGAGUGGGAGUGUGACAUUUACCAUAUCUCCAAAGAACAGAACUCAUGUGCAGAAUGGUUAGCAAAGAGAUCAGAAGAACAGCCUCAAGAAUUAGUUUUCUUUGAAUACCCUCCUCGAGGCCUUAUGGAUUUUCUGGAGAAAGACCGCCUUGCAGCUAUGUAGAGCUUCUUCAGGUUUGAGGUACAGUCCCAGUGAGCAGCUUAGAGGUACAUAUCUCGAUUAAGUAGUCUGACCUUUUGAAAAUACUAGUAGAAGAAGAGAUGUUUGGAGUGUUAAUGUGACAUCCUUGCGUAGUCGUAAGUACAGUGGAGUCUCAUUGUAGCCACAGUUCAAGAACACAGACGUUUUUGUGAAGUGAAGAAUCGAAAUAACUGUAGAUUUUCCCUCCAGAUUCAGUGUUGCUCCUCUUCAU
Messenger RNA from Arabidopsis thaliana (thale cress), 2353 nucleotides. RefSeq names its product Polynucleotidyl transferase, ribonuclease H-like superfamily protein. NCBI's taxonomy places the organism in Eukaryota, Viridiplantae, Streptophyta, Magnoliopsida, Brassicales, Brassicaceae. The transcript has 5 exons. The record is from RefSeq and is marked reviewed. Gene Ontology annotation, molecular function: nucleic acid binding; histone reader activity; RNA-DNA hybrid ribonuclease activity. The coding region runs from base 130 to 2103 and encodes 657 amino acids. Gene Ontology annotation, biological process: negative regulation of transcription elongation by RNA polymerase II; chromatin organization.